Molecule: messenger RNA, 1395 nt
Organism: Cyclospora cayetanensis
Lineage: Eukaryota; Apicomplexa; Conoidasida; Eucoccidiorida; Eimeriidae
Exons: 1
Coding region: 19-1395 (458 amino acids)
Source: RefSeq, a predicted model, not a curated record
GCAGGCAUCACUGCACCGAUGAAGCAUCUUCCCCGCGGCACCCGGUUGGUACCUGGUUUUCCAGGUCCUCAGUUUUUGUCUUUGGAGCCUUCUAUUCGGUAUCGUCGCCGAUUACGCAAGCAUCGGCGAGAUGAAGGCUGGGAAUUUUCGAAUUUGCCAGCAAAACGCAAGUUUUUCGCGUGGAGGAGAAAUCACAGGGACCAGUUGAUGCACCGCUGGAUGUACACUCGACACAAGGAGUGUAGAGGCCGGGAGCGUAAACUGCUGAGAGAGUUGAAGGAACAGAGGCAGCAGAUCUUUGAGCAGAACAAAUCCGAAGAAAAGGAAAGAAUAAGUCAUGCGGCUCGCAACCAAGAGGAGACGAAGCACGAAAUAGGGCGUUCCACCGAACACAAUGAUUUGCGCAACCUCCCAAAUGCAGCACUUGAAAAAAAGGAGCCUACGACAACGUCUAAAGACUGUAUUUCUGCUGUUCGGGCGGCUCUAGAGGCGUGUCCCCCGCCAAAAGUGCUGCAAACAAUGUCGGCUGAGGCGCUUCAGCGUUUGCACGCGGAUUUGCGGGAGUUGCUAGUUGACGCGGUGAUUGCUGUGGCUCCGCCUCAGUCUGUCGCUGCUGCUGCUUCAGUGGGGUACACUCUUCCCCCUGCCACUGCGGCUGUUGCUGCAUCUCCCCUUCCCUGGUGGAAUAGCGGAGGAGGCCUGCAGCCGUGGAGGGGCCUUAAGAUGGCAAGAGCGCAGCAAAGCCGCCGCGUCAACUGGGCUGCCCCCAGACGGCCGGUAGAGCCUAUGGUUGCUGGAGUUCUUCUUCCGCAAGAGGCUUCGAAUGUCGUCGCUGCAGAGCGAAAGGCGCGCGAGAAGGAGUUGCUGGAGGGCAUACGGGCUUAUCUGGCUUGCAGUUGCGACAGCGAUGCAUCCGGCACGGGAGGACAUGCGCCUGCAGAAGCCUCUGCAUUGGCAGCCUUGCCGUGGUUCGUGCGCGCAGAAGAUGAGCGGCUGCAGAAGGUACUGAGGUGGACAGGCCCUCGAGGCGGGGGUGACGAAGUGCCCCACAACAGUGCCCCUCCUGCCGACAGAGGCGAGCAGGAGAACUCCCCGACGCAGGCUGAGGAGGGAGAGCUUGGUCAGCAGCAGAAUCGGAAUGCAACACAAAACUUCUCCGCUGUACGUCGUGCACUGGGCGCUGCCAUCGACGUGGCGCUGCUGCUGUCGGAGGCUGCAGUCACGAAGAAAAGCGGAGCGGCUGCGCCGUAUUCUUGGAAUUCCCCUUUCCUAAAGUCCGCGACUUCUUCUCGCAGGCGGAGGCGACGAGAAAGCAGCCGCCCUCUUCCUGAGGAUAGACUGCCGAGUCGGCAGGCUAGACGACUAGCGAAUCGAGCCAAGCGGCUGAGUGCGUAG